AUGUUCCAGACUACGGAGGUAAAUAGUAGCAAUGAUCGAGGAACAGCUCGGCUAGCUCACAAGGCUGCCACUGCGCACUGGUGCUACCAGGUAGUCAUUCACUCGAUCCAGCGGGAACUUUGCCACCUGCACUUCCGAGUCAUCAUCCGUACAGUAGCACAGAGAUAUCGCAAUACGCUUGCGUAUGCUUGCGAACUCUCUACCUACACAAAACAACAACACCAACCCACAAGUAUGAGUGCUCUACCGGUGCAAUUAUUUACGUCACAGUAUGUUAUGCCACCUUACUUACAUCAAUUUCCUACUGACAAUCUUCAGAUCCGGUCCCCAUGGAUACAAACGCCCGCCACCCAGAACCUGAACUGGGGAACCUCGAUGCAGUUCUCAGAUUCCUUCAUAAUUAUCCGCAUUCGCAUACAUCCACCUCCCCAAACGAUGCUGAAAUCGCCGACGUCGCUCUCGAUCCUACAAAAUAUGACCCCACUACAAGCAAGCCAAACUCGUUAGGAGACUUUAAUCGUUGCUGGGAAUUUCUCGGUCGCCCUCUUGACGCAGUCACUCGACGCCGACAUGAAUCAUUUGGAACCUCCUCUAGUUCUCUUACCUUCUCCACAAUCACACUAUCUAGACCAUCUCCAGCAUCUACGCCCCUCUCGUCUGCCCCAGAAGAUGAAGCUGAGAAAAUUACACCUACAAAUGCGAUCACCAGGUUGAGUUUGGAAGGCGAGAACGAGGAUAAAUCAAAGGCAAAGGAGGUCCGUUGGCAGGAUGAAUCACUUGGAUUAGUUACCUCCCAAUCACGCAGACGAACCAAACGCAUUUCGAACAAGUCUUCUUCGCAACAAGAAUCUGAUACGGAAAUUCGGUAUACAUUAAGAAGUGGCAAAAAAAUCAAAGUUAUCAAUGACGAGAUUACAAAACCGAAAUCUUUUGAAAUCUCACCUCAUAAAACAAAAGGUCUUAUUCCUUCAAGUCUUGUCCCGCCGCCGCCGCCAUUUCUACCAUACCCACCAGUUUACCCGGAUGGCUCAAUAAUACGUCCUAAACUCACUCUCACAUAUAUGGAAAAGAAAGCCCGUCUCAUUAAGAAACUAAAGAAAAGAAACUUAAUUUCUCGGGAGCUAUCCACAACAAGCCUUCUACCAGAAUACAAGAGAAAGAUACAGUCUGACGGUAUUCACAUCUUCGUCGAUUUCUCAAACAUAAACAUAGGAUUCUUCCAACAAAUCAAAAGAGAUCGUGGCAUCCCUCUCCAAGUUUACAGGAGAUUUCCUCCACUUUCGUUCCACUGUCUAUCCCUCCUCUUUGAACGUAACCGCCCAGUAGCCCGUCGAGUGCUCGCAGGCUCCAUUAAUGGCGGUAGCCUCGCACACGACGGCUUGGGCCGCCUCGUCAAACAACGCCUCCCACAAGUCUUUCUCGACGCCCGAGAAUGUGGUUAUGAACUGAACAUCUUGGAACCCGUUGUAAAGGCUCCCUCCCUUACUCCGAAAAGAAGAGGAGGAAAAGGAAACGGCUACGCUACCUCAGGUCACUCCUCUGGUUCCGAUGCACCGAGCUAUGUACGAGUUUCCAAGCAAGAACAAUGCGUGGAUGAAAUCUUGCAGAUGAAGAUGCUGGAAAGCAUCGUUGAUGCCGAAGAACCAUCGACUAUGGUACUCGCCAGUGGUGACGCUGCGGAAGCGGAGUACUCUGGCGGGUUCCUGAAGACGGUUGAAAGGGCAUUGUUGAAGGGGUGGCAAGUGGAGGUUUAUGCUUGGAGUGGGGGAUUGAGCACGGAAUACUGCUCCAAGGAGUUUUUACAGCGAUGGCAGGGGAAGUUUACAGUUAUUGUGCUGGAUGAUUUUGCCGAGGAGUUGUUGGCUUUUUAUGUCACGUCCUGCCUUGUUGGGGACCAGACUUUGGGGUUGGUGGACAUGUACUGAUGUGACAGCUGGGCAUGCUGAAAUGAACCGACGAAAAAACUAAUAUCAAAUAUGCUAAAACCGAUGAACGGAAAUGGAAUUGAAACAGGAAUCGAACGAUGGAUGAUCAAAACAUGAUGGAUGAUCAAAAGAUGAUGAUGGAUGAUGGAAUGAUGAUGGCUUAUGAUAUGGCCGGACUACGAUUUCAUGACGAGCCGGACAUUUAAUUCUUUCUUUCUUUUCUUCUGGAAACUCAAAUCAAGGAAUAGGUCUGUACAACAGAGAAAGCAUAGCGGAUGUGGAUUACCAAAUAUGGAUGGAGUAUUCAGCAUUCAGCAUGGCAUUUGGAGUUUGGGAUCGUAUGGAAACAUGGAUACGAAUAUCUUUGUCCGCUCAUGAUCAUGGUAGAUCGAUAGGGAAGGAUCAAACAUUGAAAUAUGAUAGCAAUUGAAUAUAAUACAAUACAAUGCAACG
Hymenoscyphus albidus is the source of this 2378-nucleotide messenger RNA. The record is from the annotation of a GenBank genome assembly. Lineage: Eukaryota; Fungi; Ascomycota; Leotiomycetes; Helotiales; Helotiaceae.